Molecule: messenger RNA, 3172 nt
Organism: Drosophila simulans
Lineage: Eukaryota; Metazoa; Arthropoda; Insecta; Diptera; Drosophilidae
Gene: Ir87a
Exons: 4
Coding region: 618-3059 (813 amino acids)
Source: RefSeq, a predicted model, not a curated record
CGCUUUAUUUAAUUUGUUUUUCUUUUACAUACGGUGCGUUAUAAUUUAUGCGUCCAAAAUGUCAGGCCUCGUUUUUCCCGCGAGUAGCUCAAAUUUGUAUUUAUUGUCAAAUGGAUAAGACUCCACCAGACCGUUGUAAGAAAUAGUCAAAAUAUAGUCAGUGUUGUCGUAGUUUAUCUUUUAAAAUGGUUAGAUUACUUGCAAGUACGUCAAAAGAAAUAUUCUGAAUUGUUUUACAGGGAAAAUCUGAAUCGUAACAACUUUCAUUUAUUGUUGGCAUAAUUUUUGUAUACCAAUAACUGAAAACCAAAAAGCUAACACUGAGUUCAUCUAACUGAAGUUGCAGUCAUUGUGGUAUAUAGGUUCAGAGAGAUUUUUAGAUACGACUUGUCGCAAUUCAAUUGGAGCUUCGGCGUUUAUGACAGGGCCAUAAAAAACGUGGCCUAAACAAACAAACCAAGCAGAAUGGGGGGAAAACUAUUAUUCAUGCCCAAAAGUCGCAGCCGAGGGGCUCAAAUAAGCCCAGAGAUUGGAAAAUUAACAUAAUUGCAGUAAUAACUGAGUUGGUUCCCUUGGGGGCUGCGAGUGCGUUACCCGCCCCAAGUGGGGCGUGGUAAAUGGGCGUGGCUCAGUCAUUCGUUUGCGGCAUGUCCACACCUGAGCAACGUUUUUGGUUGGCGGCCUUGCUGUUCCUCUUGAGUCAGCAUUCCGGAGUUCGCGGAUUCGGAAUAAAUCUGAUGAAGGUUCAAACCGAGGAUAAAGGACAGGAGGCUUGCGUCCUGGCAUUGCUGCGGAAGUAUUUCGAUUCUGGUGAUGGACUCUCGGGCUCAGUACUGUGCAUCAAUCGCAACUAUCAGUUGCCCAAUAUCGAAGAGCAGUUACUAAGAGGAAUGAACAAUUACGAGAAUUAUCCUUGGAGCCUUUUGAUAACGAACUCCAGGGAGGGCCCUUCACCAGCGAAGUUUCUUAUGAACGAGAAGCCACAGUGCUAUUUCCUCAUUGUGGAUAACCUGGAGGAUGAGGACCUAGAUGAGGUGUUUGAGCAUUGGAAAGGUAUGGUCAACUGGAAUCCCUUGGCACAAUUCGUCGUCUAUCUGGCCAGUUUGGAGGAAACGGACGAGGAGAUGACCGACCUAAUGGUGGAACUUCUUCUUACAUUUAUAAACAAGAAGAUCUUCAACGUGAAUGUUAUAGGGCAGAGCGAGGAAAACCAAUUUUACUACGGCAAAACAGUUUUUCCCUACCAUCCGGACAAUAAUUGUGGUAAUCGCGUGAUAUCUGUGGAACUACUGGAUGCCUGUGAUUAUCCAAGUGAAGAACCGGAGAGCGAGGAUGAAAAUGACGGAGAGGAGGGAGAUGGAGCUCAGGAAGGGGGAGAUGAUCCCCAGGAGGAAGGAAAUGGAGACCAGGAGGAGGAAGAUGGACCGCAAGAGCAGGAAGAUGGAGACCAGGCGGAGGCAGAUGAAGGUCAGGGGGAUGAAGAUCAAGGCCAGGAGAAUGAUGACGGUGGCCCGGAAAAUAAGGUAGAAAAUGAAUUCCCUAUUGGGGUUAAUGAUGAUGAUGAAGUUAAGAAUGAUUUGAGUUCCAAUUCCUCCGAGCCAGAAGCUAUUAUCGAGGAAUUUUUUCGGGCCAAGUUCGAGGAUAAAUUCCCACGCGACCUCAGUGGAUGUCCUCUCACAGCAUCGUUUCGUCCAUGGGAACCAUAUAUUUUUCGCAACAGCGAGGAGCAACCCGUGGAUGACUACUACUACGGUUUGCAAGGGGAUGGAGAUGACUACAACGACACAUCUCCCAAUUAUGGAGAAUCGGAGGACGAAAGCUAUGCUGAUCCAGGGGAGGACGGUGAUGGAGGCAUCCCAGACACAGAAACUCAGUCCGGUGGAAAGCUCAAGUUGAGUGGAAUCGAGUACGAAAUGGUGCAGACCAUCGCCGAGCGUCUGCACGUUAGCAUCGAAAUGCAGGGCGAAAACAGCAAUUUGUACCACCUUUUUCAGCAACUGAUCGAUGGUGAAAUAGAGAUGAUAGUCGGUGGAAUAGAUGAGGAUCCGAGCAUCAGUCAGUUCGUUUCCAGUUCCAUUCCUUAUCACCAGGACGAACUCACAUGGUGUGUGGCCAGGGCAAAGCGCAGACAUGGAUUCUUCAAUUUCGUGGCCACUUUCAAUGCGGAUGCUGGCUUCCUGAUUGGAAUCUUUGUGGUGACAUGCUCUCUGGUUGUUUGGUUGGCCCAACGCGUAUCAGGCUUUCAAUUGCGGAAUCUCAAUGGAUAUUUCCCCACCUGCUUGAGGGUAUUGGGAAUCUUGCUUAACCAGGCCAUUCCGGCACAGGAUUUUCCAAUUACCUUAAGGCAAUUGUUUGCGCUUUCUUUUCUAAUGGGCUUCUUCUUUAGCAACACAUAUCAGAGUUUUCUGAUCAGCACACUGACAACUCCACGUAGUUCCUAUCAGAUCCACACUCUGCAAGAGAUCUAUAGCAAUAAAAUGACCGUGAUGGGCACCUCCGAGCAUGUCAGACACCUGAACAAGGAUGGGGAGAUCUUCAAGUACAUACGCGAAAAGUUUCAGAUGUGCUACAAUUUAGUGGACUGCCUCAAUGAUGCAGCUCAAAAGGAACAUAUCGCCGUUGCUGUUUCCAGGCAGCACUCUUUCUACAAUCCGCGAAUCCAACGAGAUCGUCUCUACUGCUUCGAUCGCCGAGAAUCCCUCUAUGUGUAUUUGGUUACCAUGCUACUGCCGAAGAAGUACCAUCUGCUGCACCAGAUAAACCCGGUGGUUCAGCAUAUCAUCGAAUCGGGUCAUAUGCAAAAGUGGGCUCGUGAUUUGGACAUGCGACGCAUGAUUCACGAGGAGAUAACUAGGGUGCGAGAGGAUCCUUUCAAGGCUCUCACCUUUGAUCAGUUUCGCGGAGCCAUCGCAUUUUCCGGGGGACUUUUGUUGGUUGCCAGCUGCGUUUUUGCCUUCGAGUUGUGCUUCGUUAAAUAUGUUCAUCGAUCUGAAAAUAGGAAUAGAAAAACGAAAAAAUCAAGAAAAAAAGUGCAUAAUAUUAAAAUUCAACAUGAUUAGAGAUUGAAGUGGCGAAUAUGACAUUUCUAUGAUAAUUGGCAUACAAAAUAAAAAAAUAAUCAAAAAUCGAGCUACAUUACAAGGUAGUAAUAAAAUAAUUGCAUUUAUAAUGA